This is a messenger RNA of Ascochyta rabiei, 3309 nucleotides long. RefSeq names its product eukaryotic translation initiation factor 3 subunit A. Gene Ontology annotation, molecular function: mRNA binding; translation initiation factor activity. Gene Ontology annotation, cellular component: eukaryotic translation initiation factor 3 complex, eIF3e; eukaryotic translation initiation factor 3 complex, eIF3m; multi-eIF complex. The record is from RefSeq and is a predicted model, not a curated record. NCBI's taxonomy places the organism in Eukaryota, Fungi, Ascomycota, Dothideomycetes, Pleosporales, Didymellaceae. The transcript is spliced from 3 exons. The coding region runs from base 1 to 3309 and encodes 1102 amino acids. Gene Ontology annotation, biological process: translation reinitiation; formation of cytoplasmic translation initiation complex.
AUGGCGCCUCCACCGCACAGCAAGCCCGAGAACACUCUCAAACGCGCCCAGGAACUCAUCGGCGUCCAGCAGCAGCAGGCCGCCCUGCAGCUCCUCCACGAACAUGUCACCUCCAAGCGCACCCGCAGCAGCCCCAUCGCCUCGCUCGAGCCCGUCAUGAUCCUCUUCGUCGAGCUCUGCGUCGACCUGCGCAAGGGUAAGCUCGCCAAGGACGGCCUGUACCAGUACAAGAACACCGCACAGAACACAAACGUCGGCACCAUCGAGCUCGUCUUCAAGAAGUUCAUCGAGCUCGCCGAGGCCAAGGUCACCGAGGCCCAGGCCAAGGCCGACGAGGUCCAGUCCUCGCUCGAAGGCACCUCGGGCGACGCAAAGAACAUCGAGGACCUCGAGGCCUCGGAGACCCCCGAGUCCAUCCUGCUCUCCACCGUCUCGGGCGAACAGGCCCGCGACCGCACCGACCGCGCCAUCGUCACCCCCUGGCUCAAGUUCCUGUGGGAGACCUACCGCACCGUGCUCGACAUCUUCAAGAACAACGCCCGCCUGGAGCUCAUGUACCAGUCCACCGCCCACCAGGCCUUCCAGUUCUGCUCAAAGUACGCCCGCAAGACCGAGUUCCGCCGUCUCUGCGAGCUUCUGCGCAACCACUUGCAGAAUGCCGCAAAGUUCUCCUCCCAGAUGCACGCCAUCAACCUGUCCGACCCCGACACACUGCAGCGUCACCUCGACACCCGCUUCCAGCAGCUGAACGUCGCCGUCGAGCUCGAGCUGUGGCAGGAGGCUUUCAGGAGCGUCGAGGACAUCCACACCCUGCUCAGCCUGAGCAAGCGCCCUGCCAAGAACGUCAUGAUGGCCAACUACUUCGAGAAGCUCACACGCAUCUUCUUGGUCAGCGAGAACUAUCUGUUCCACGCAGCCGCAUGGAGCCGCUACUACAACCUCCUCCGCCAGUCCGCUGCUGCCGUUGCCUCUGGACAGGGCUCCAAGAAGGACAACCCCGCCGUCACCGAGGCCGACAUGACCAAGGCUGCCUCUUUCGUCCUCCUUUCCGCCCUUUCCAUCCCCGUCAUCAGCACAUCCCGAUCCCGCGGUGCGCUUGUCGACGUCGACGCCGCCAAGAACAACAAGAACUCUCGCCUCACCAACUUGCUCGGCAUGAACCAGGCGCCCACCCGUGCCAUCCUGUUCAAGGACGCCCUCAGCAAGGGUCUGCUCAAGCGUGCUCGCCCUGAGAUCCGCGACCUCUACAACAUCCUCGAGGUCGACUUCCACCCUCUGUCCAUCUGCAAGAAGAUCUCCCCCAUCCUCGCGCAGAUUGGCGCCGACGAGGAGAUGAAGAAGUACGUGGGCCCGCUCCAGCAGGUCAUCCUUACCCGUCUCUUCCAGCAGCUGUCCCAGGUCUACGACUCGGUUCAGAUCAAGUUCGUGCUUGACCUCGCUCAGUUCCCUGAGCCCUUCGGUGUUAGCAAGGCUACCAUCGAGAAGUUCAUCAUGAACGGCUGCAAGAAGGGUGACCUUGCCAUUCGCAUCGAUCACGCUACAGGCGUCCUUACCUUUGACUCUGAUGUCUUCUCCUCUGCCAAGGCCAUGCAUACUGGAUCGGGUGCUGGCUCCGCCGAGACCGAGACUCGCUCCGUCCAGCGUCUCCAGAGCACACCGGCCGAGAUUGUUCGAUCUCAGCUCACACGCCUUGCCAAGUCCCUCUUUGUCACCUGCCAGUAUGUUGAUCCGUCGUUCAACGCAGAGCGCAUCAGGCUCAAGGAGGCUGCCCUUGCCCGUGCCAAGGAGGGCGCUGAGCAGGAGCACCAGGAGACCCUCGCUCGUCGCGACAUCAUCUCCCAGAAGAAGGAGGCUGCCGCAAAGGCGCUCCAGGCAAAGGAGAGCGAGGAGCAAACCAAGAAGGCGCUCCGCCAGCAGCAGUUGAAGGAAGAGGAGGCACGCCGCCUUGCCGAGGAGCAGCGUCUCCGCGCAGAACAGCGCAUCAAGGCUGAGCAACAGCGCAUUCAGCGUGAGGAGAUUGAGAAGCAGCUCAAGGAGUUGAAGCAGACCACCAAGGUUGACAUCGACCUCCCUGAGAACAUCGAUGACCUUGACUCGACUCGCAUCCGUAUCCUCAAGCUGCAGGCUCUCGAGAAGGAGAAGAGCCUGCUCGGCGAGACUCUCCGCAUCAGCGGCAAGAGGAUCGACCACUUGGAGCGUGCCUACCGUAAGGAGGAGAUCAAGCACCUCAAGGAGGACUACGAGAAGCAGAUGAAGGCCGACGAGGAGGCUUACGAGAAGGCCAAGGCCGAGGAGCUGAAGGAAGCCGAGCAGAGGCACAAGGAGGACGUUGCCCUCAAGCACCGCCUGUCCCGACUCGUACCCAUCUACUCCGACUUUGUCACCACCGUCAAGCAGAAUCGCAAGGCCGAGUUCGAGAAGCGCUCGAGGGCCGCACAGAAGGAGCUCGAGGCUAAGAAGGCUGCCCGCGUCAAGGAAGUCAAGGAGAGAUUUGCCAAGGAGAAGCGUGAGCGCGAAGAGGCUGAGCGACGACAGAGGGAAGAGGAGGAGCGUGAGGCUGCUGAGGCUGAGGCCAAGGCUGCCGCUGAGGAGGAGAAGCGCGCGAGGAUGGCCGAGGAGAAGGCCAAGAGGGACGAGGAGCGCAAGGCCCUCGACGAGAAGGCACGCAUCCAGCGCGAGCGCGAGGAGGCUGCGGAGGCCAAGCUCCAGGCAAGGAAGGCUGGCGGUUUCCGCUCCGAAGUCCCCGACCGCACAUUGUCCCGUGGCGCACCCGCUGCCGCAGAGCCCGAGUCCAGUGGACCACCCCGUCUCGCCCUCGCUGGCGGCAAGCCCUCGUGGCGUGACCGCAUGGCCGCAAAGGACUCUGGCGAAGGCCCCCCUGCUGCGCCCGCUGCUCAACCCACUCCUGUCACUGCUCCUACGGCUACUCCCCCUCCCUCUGAGGCACCACCUUCCCAGCGCUCCGGCUACGUUCCUCCCCACCUGCGAGGAGCUGGCGGCGCUGCCCCCGGUGGAGGCUGGCGUGAGCGUGAGGCUGCAGGACGCAGCGGUGACGCGCCAGCUCGUGCUGAGCGUCCCGAGCGUACCGACUCUAGCUCUCCUGCCGCUGGUGGCCGCUACGAGGCUCCUCGCCGUGGUUUCGGCGGUGACUCUGACCGCAAGGCAUCCCCCGCUACAGGUGGCCGGUGGGAGCCUCCCAGCCGUCGCGGCGCACCCGCCGACGGCGAGCGUGAGCCCGAGUCCCGCCCUCCUCCCGCGGGCGGUGCUAGCGAUGGCAAGUACAGGCCCGGUGCCUUCAGGCGCACUUAG